Molecule: messenger RNA, 756 nt
Organism: Papilio polytes (common Mormon)
Lineage: Eukaryota; Metazoa; Arthropoda; Insecta; Lepidoptera; Papilionidae
Gene: PGRP-S1
Product: peptidoglycan recognition protein-like
Exons: 4
Coding region: 39-623 (194 amino acids)
Biological process (GO): peptidoglycan catabolic process; innate immune response
Molecular function (GO): peptidoglycan binding; N-acetylmuramoyl-L-alanine amidase activity; zinc ion binding
Source: RefSeq, a predicted model, not a curated record
AGUAUCUUUUGAAUACUCGUGAAGUGCACACGUUCAAAAUGAGAAUUAAAUGUUUUUGUAUAAGUUUUAUAGUUUAUUUACAAUGUUGUUAUACCAGUGCAACAUGUCCUACAAUAGUGAGUCGAAAAGACUGGGAUGGACUUAAACCGGUCCAUAUCCGUUAUCUCACGCGACCGGUAGACCUCGUCAUCAUCCAGCAUACAGUGACCCCCACGUGUGCAACCGACGACGACUGUGCAGAGAUAGUGAGAAACAUCCAAACAAAUCAAAUGGACAACUUGAAUUUCUGGGAUAUUGGACAAUCAUUCCUCAUCGGCGGCAAUGGCAAGGUAUACGAAGGUCCGGGAUGGCUGCACGCGGGGGCUCAUACAUACGGGUACAACACUAAAUCCAUCGGCAUCUCCUUCAUAGGAAACUUUAAUAAAGACCAGCCUACUGCUCAAGCCCUCAAUGCUGCGAAGGCGCUAAUCAAGUGCGGCGUUGAACUUGGUCAUUUGGCAUCAAACUACCACGUAGUGGCACAUCGUCAGCUCAUAGCCACUGAGAGUCCGGGAAGAAAGCUUUACAAUGAGAUAAGAAGUUGGCCGGACUGGACAGAAGAUGUCACUUCUAUUAAGAACUAAACGAAACGCUAUUAGCUACAUACAAGAAGCAAUAAUAACUGUUUUUUACAACUGUUAUAUGAAUAACUUGCAACAGUUGUGUAUUUAAAAACUGUAGUACUUGCUCACCUAUUAAAUAAACUUUUAACGAUUA